Mesorhabditis belari is the source of this 2382-nucleotide messenger RNA. The record is from the annotation of a GenBank genome assembly. Lineage: Eukaryota; Metazoa; Nematoda; Chromadorea; Rhabditida; Rhabditidae.
AUGGCCUGGUUCGGAGCCCUUUUGGAAUCUGAUGCUCUUUGCGUAAACAACUCCUUAAAAACGGCUUCCGGCUCAACAAAGGUCUCCCGCAAGCGGAUGGCCCCGGCUCUUGUAGCUCCUCCUCUACGCUCUGGAAAGGACGCAAAAAUGGACAUGACGGCUCCGGUUGGAAUUGUUGGCGAUCCCUAUGUGCCAGCCGCAAGUGUCGGUGGCUGGGACCCGCAAUUGGGUCGAAACGUCGCCUACGCUGUGCCGCCCGGAUAUCAGCCGGCUUUCCCGGCAGCUGAGCACAAUUUUCAGCAAAUCCUUGCGCCAAAUCCGCAACAAUACUACUCAAUUGCUCAGCCCGGUCAGCAAAGAGCGGGUGACAAGCAGUACGCUUUCACGAUGACACCCGAUCAGCUGAGGAAUCCACCAAGAAAUGAGGUGGUGCGCCCGAGUCGACCAAUUUACCGAAACCCGGCCGAGGCUCCUUUGCGGAAAUUGACCGUCGAUCUCAUCAAAACCUACAAGAAUAUCAAUGAGUCGUUUUACGCUCGUAAGCAGCGACGACACGAGCCGGCUCAUCAAACCGUGCAUCCGAGCUCGUCUACAGGCCAUCAACCCCUCCCUCAACAGCCUUCAUCCCAAACAAUGGCCCCUCAACCACAACAGACUCACAUGCAACCACCAGCUCAACAACCGACCGUCUCAACGAGCCAACAAAUCCCGCAGACACUCAUCCAACCCCAGAAUCACGCUCAACCAACCGACUACGUACUCCAACAACAACAUGCCUAUCAACAACAGCACAAAUUCGAACCCCUUCAACAACUACCCGAUCAAGUGGCCCACUCGAGUCAUCAAGAUCCCCAAUUUGAGCCACAGACAAAGACUAAUCGAGCCAGAGCAAGCAGAAACGGUCCAAACAAUGAUGGUUAUGAUGACACGAAUUUCGACUAUAUUGUUAAAGAAGGCGAAUUCUUCAAUAACAGAUAUCUCAUCAUGGGACCAAUCGGCAAGGGUUCUUUUGGCCAAGUGACCAAAGCGUAUGACAAAGUGGAGAAAGAGUAUGUGGCGAUAAAGAUCAUCAAAAACAAGAAAACUUUCUUCGAUCAAGCUCAGAUCGAGAUCCGAUUACUCGAAAUGAUGAAUAGGCACGAUUCCGAGGGGAAAUACAAUAUUGUGAAUCUGAAGAGCCACUUCGUGCACCGGAAUCACUUGUGUCUCGUCUUCGAGUUGUUAUCAUAUAACUUGUACGAUUUGCUGCGAAACACGAAUUUCCGGGGUGUUUCGUUGAAUUUGACAAGGAAAUUCGGGCAACAACUAGCGAAAACGCUCCUCUUCCUCUCAUCACCGGAUCUUUCAAUCAUUCACUGCGAUUUGAAGCCGGAAAACGUGUUGCUCUGCAAUCCGAAACGCUCUGCAAUCAAGAUUAUCGACUUUGGUUCGUCGUGUCAAACUGGACAUCGGAUAUACCAAUACAUUCAAUCAAGAUUUUAUCGUUCUCCCGAGAUUUUGCUGGGUAUCGCCUAUGACACAAAGAUUGACAUGUGGUCACUUGGCUGCAUUUUGGUUGAAAUGCACACCGGAGAGCCACUAUUCGCUGGCUCAUCCGAAUUGGAUCAAAUGAUGAAAAUCGUUGAAGUGCUCGGAAUGCCACCAAAAGAAAUGUUAGACAUUGGACCGAAAACGAAGAAAUAUUUUGACAAGACUGAAGACGGUGUCUACUAUUGUAAACGAACGCGUGGCUCCUACACAAAACCCUACGAGCCACCUGGGCACCGAAAACUUCAAGACAUUCUCGGAGUGGCAAGUGGUGGACCGCACGGGCGAAGAGCUGGAGAACCCGGGCACAGUGUUGAGGAUUAUUGCAAGUUUAAGGAUCUAAUCAAGCGGAUGCUCACCUAUGAUCCAAAAGUCCGGAUAUCACCGUAUUUCGCCGUUCGACACCCGUUUUUGAAGAAAACGAAAGAGGAGCAAGGACAGCCCCAACCGAGUGCCCCUCAACAAACACCUGCUGCUCAGCCAUCGACACAGGAGAAUACGCCUCGCUACAACGAGAUGUGGUCAAGUCAAAUGGACACAAGUGAGCCGAUCGAUCCAAACGCGCAAAUUGUUUAUGGGCAAAUGGCCGGCUCAUCCACCCAAAGCGGUCACCCUGUUGAGUACUCGGCUCGACGAUCCGACAACAAUGAUCCUACAAAACCCAACUUUGGAGGGCAUUUCUCUUACUCGACGAAUGAUAUGUAUCACCCUAAUGGCUCAACCAGCGGCGGACCGGUGCGGAAUCACUCGUUCGACUCUCGUGUCGCGCCCAUCCCUCCAAAGGCUCCACCCGCUCCCGCACCGAAUCAACCCGGCUAUCCGGGUUUCCCUCAACAAUCCGCGCCCAGCUUUACU